AUGCACACCGUGUUUCGGGUGGGUGAAAUUAAACAAAUGGACGAUAAGAAUAAACUUUAUCAAGUUGAAUUACAGUUAACAUCGGAUGAUGAUCAACAACUACGAUUACUUACUGAUCGAAUACGAGAAGAAGUUAGUAGUAGUACUGGAUGGGAGAGAUUAGGUAACUUAUUGCUUAGAAUUGGUCAGUUUAAUAAAGCUGAAGAACUUUAUAACGUACUAGUCGAGCAAACAUCAGAUACGAGUGAAAGAACGCUUUAUUAUAAUCAGUUGGGAUCGAUCCAUUUGAAUCAAGGUGAUUAUGAAAAGACUGUUUGGUAUUAUGAAAAGGCACUUGAAAUUCAGCAAAAAACUCUUUCUUCUAAUCAUCCGUCAUUGGCUACUUUAUACAACAAUAUCGGCAUGGUGUAUAACAAGAUCGGAGAGUACGGAAAAGCACUUUCAUUUUACGGAAAAGUACUUGAAAUUGAUCAAAAAGCUCUUCACUCAAAUCAUCCUUAUUUGGCUACUUCAUGCAACAACAUCGGUAAUGUGUAUAACAAGAUUAGAGAGUACUCGAAAGCAUUUUCAUUUUACGAAAAAGCCUUAGAAAUUCGAGAAAAAUGUCUUCCUUCAAAUCAUCCUGAUUUGGCUACUUCAUACAACAACAUUGGUAGUGUCUGUGAUAGCAUGGGAGAGUAUUCAAAAGCACUUUCAUCUCACGUAAAAGCACUUAAAAUAUAUCGAAAAACUCUCCCUUCAAAUCAUCCGGAUUUGACUAUUUCAUACAGCAACAUCGGUAGCGUGUAUGAUAAGAUAGGAGAGUACUCGAAUGCACUUUCAUUUUUCGAAAAUGCGCAUGAAAUCUGGCAAAAAACUCUUCCUUCAAAUCAUCCUCAUUUGGCUACUUCAUACAACAACAUCGGUCAAGUGUAUAAACGCAUGGGAGAGUACUCAAAGGCACUUUCAUCCCAUGAAAAAGCACUUAAAAUAUAUCGAAAGGCUCUUCCUUCAAAUCAUCCUGAUUUGGCUAGUUCAUACAACAACAUAGGCAGUGUGUAUGAUAACAUGGGAGAGUACUCGAAAGCGUUUUCAUUUUACGAAAAAGCACUUGAAAUUCGGCAAACAAAUCUUCCUUCAAAUCAUCCUUCAUUCGCUGCUUCAUACAAUAACAUCGCUGGUGUAUGUUACAUUAUGGAAGACUAUUCAAAAGCACUUUCAUAUUUUGAACGUGCUCUGGAUAUAUUUCAACGCGCAUUACCUCCAACUCAUUCUAAUAUAAAAACUGUGAAAGAAAGUAUUGAAAUUGUAAAAAAGCACUUAUAA
Messenger RNA from Adineta steineri, 1305 nucleotides. Lineage: Eukaryota; Metazoa; Rotifera; Eurotatoria; Adinetida; Adinetidae. The record is from the annotation of a GenBank genome assembly.